Messenger RNA from Bombyx mori (domestic silkworm), 11556 nucleotides. Its product is annotated as centrosomal protein of 290 kDa. Gene Ontology annotation, cellular component: ciliary transition zone; centriolar satellite. Gene Ontology annotation, biological process: ciliary transition zone assembly; non-motile cilium assembly. NCBI's taxonomy places the organism in Eukaryota, Metazoa, Arthropoda, Insecta, Lepidoptera, Bombycidae. Bases 1109 to 7492 code for a protein of 2127 amino acids. The record is from RefSeq and is a predicted model, not a curated record. The transcript has 34 exons.
UAUUACUGACAUAAAUUAUUACUGACUUACUUAAUGGCAUAUCUUUUAAAAAGGAGGUUGUUUCCGAAAUCAUUUUUUAUUCAUAUUUUUUAUUUAAUUGAAGUCAAAGCAAAAACCAAGCAAAGCCAAAUGAUAUUUGACGCGACCGAUAGUUGGUCUGGCGCCGUGCUUUUUAGUAAGUAUAAGAGAAGUUUAAAUUAUUCUAAAAAAAACAGGUAGUGUCUAUGCGCUAGAAAUGAAAUAUUCGGCUAAAUCCUAUCAAUGUACACGCUACUCUUCAUAAUGUCCCUUCCUUGAGCGCAAUUUCUGUUACAUUAAGUUUUCAAAUCACAACAUUGCUAAAUAAGCUGUUUACGAAUGGCUUCCACAAUUAUGGAGUAAUAUCACUAAAACAAACUCUUGUAAAAGUAAAAAAAUAUACAUUCAACUAAGACGUCUUUAAAUCUGGGUAAUGGCGUCCAGCUGGAGAACCUCUGGUAGUCGUUUAAAAUCAGCAGGUAUGUGAGCUGAUCUGAGAAAAUUGAAAAAUUCUCAGCCUUUUCGCUUAGAAUCCGAUUCAAAAAUAUUACUUGAUCGUUACAUCGAAAAAUACUGGGCAUGAUAUUUGUCUCGUGUUUAUUAUCUUCCCUCCAAAGUAUUUGCACGUUACCACAUAACAUACCAAUAAGAAAUUAAAAUUCUCAAUGUUGUUUACAUUCAAUAGACAAAAAAAAUAUAUAAAGAUAGAUAAAAAAAAGAUAAAUAAUCUCAGUUCAAAAUGUGUUGGUUUGUUUUUGUUGAAAACUUAAAAUAAGACAACAUUGCAAUCUCGUCGCUAGGCAACGCGUUUUGUAAACAAUUAAAAAAAAUCAUCUACGCCGCUAGUUCAUAUAUAAAAUAUUAAAAUAUUUAUAUUAUGUGUAUUUGUUAUCUAUGUCGUAAAAUAUAUCUCUACAACUAAAAUUAAACAAUAUUUUGAAUAGGAGAAAUAUCUGUAUGGCCUUUUCAAAAUAUUGAUCCUGUUUCAUACAGACGUAAAAUGAAAAGCUUGAAAUCACUAUUCAAGAUCAUUGUAAAUCUAAAAUAUAGUAAAUAAAUUCGUGGUGAUCUUAAAAAAGUACAUAAUACCAUGGCUGAAAUGGACUGGCGGAAAAUAUUGACUUAUACUCAGAAAGAACUCCAGAAUGCCGAUAAAGACUCUAUUUGCGAAGGCUUAUCCUGGAUGGAUAUCGAUGAUAUCGACAUCAGUUUUUCGGAUUUAAAAAUCCUAUUUCGACUAACACAGGACGUGCUGAAGUAUAAAAUUGAACAGGUCAAAGAUAUUCUUGGCGAACAAGCAACAACUAAACGAAAAAAAGGGAAAAUUAAAAAAUAUUACCAAGAUUCGCCAACAAAAAUUAAGAAUAAAGACUUACAAACUAUAAAUAAUCAAGAAGAAGUCAUCAAAACAAACAGAGAAAUUUUAGAGAAACUUGAAAAGGAAAUAAAAGAUUUAGAAUCACUUAAAAAUAGCAAAGAACUUGAACAGAAAAAUGUAGUAAAUGAUAAUGAAUCAAGCGUUUGUACAUUGUCCGAAAUGAAUACAGCCAUGCAACUGGAGAAUGAGAUUGCUAUAAAAAAUAAACACAUUAAAAAGCUUCUAGCUGACGUUAAGGUCUUAGAAGAAGACAAUCUUACAUUCAAAGGAAAAGUUUCCAUUUUGAAAGAUAAACUAAUCGAAGCUACACAGAUUAUAGAUAAUUUGACCGAACAAUUACUUUCGAUGAAGAAUGAGACUGCGCGCUUAAAAGAAAUAUUGGGAAAAUCAGAGCAAAUAAAAUCGCAACAGUCAGCUGAAAUCGAAGUGCUGAAACAAAAUUCUGAACGAGAUGCUUAUUCGCAUAAGUGCACUAUUCCGGAAGAAAUUAAAUUAAAAAUUAAGCAUUGGAAGGAUAUGGCUCGUUCCAAAAAGAUCGAAUUAGAUAUGAUAGCUCUCGAAAACGUGAAACUAAAAGAACAACUUUCUAAAACCUAUCAGCUACCCCCAACACACGAUGAAGGCAGAUCUUCUCGUGAAUUUGAAAUAAAAAUAAAAGAGCUACAAGAAAAAUUGCAUGAAGCUACAAAUGAAAUCGAACGUUCUGCUAUAAUAAUUAAUACACUAAAGGCAGAAAUACGUCAAUUAAAAAGUGUUAUAGAAGAAACACCCGAUCCAGUUUCUGAAGUGAGAAAUGAAAGUGACGACGGGAAGCAAAGAGCAAUCAUAAGACGAUUGAGGAAAAAAAACAUAGAUUUAAUAGCUUCUCUCCAUGGGGCAGAUGAGGUUCUUAUCGCACGUGAAAAGGAGUUAUCAGAAGUUACCGCGCAAUUACAGUUAAUUCAAUCUGAAGAAGGUGUAAGUGUCUUGAUCGAAGGAUUGAAAAAUAAAAAGAAUCAGCUUAAAAUUAAAGACGAAGGUAUCAAAAGUCUAGUUCAAGAGGUUAAUACUUUACAUCAAUUGGUGACUGAUCUGCAGUUAGAAAAUGAAACUCUAAGACAAAAAUAUAACAUUCCUUUUGAUGAAAGAGUUUGUACAAAAGGCAUUCUAAAAAAAUACCGAGAUAUGGAGCUACUCAAUGCUAAAAUGAAAAACGAACUAAAACACGUGGAAAACAAAAUAAUCGAUUUGGAACUAAACGAAAGAUGUAUGUCUUCAAAAAUUAUAAAACUAAAAAAAAUAUUAACUUUGCAAGGGUAUAAUGUUGAUGACGCCUAUUUGAACGCUGAAGAUGAUGAAUAUAAUGAGGAAAUUUUAAGUGGUGCAAAAGAAUCUUUGGCGAUUGAUCAAUCUAUAAAUUUAGUACAGCAUGUGAAGAGUAGCAAUGAAACUGAAAAUAUACAGGCAAUAAUCGACGAAAACGAAGGAUUAAGAAAAGCACUUCAAGAGCUCUUAGAUUUUUUAAAAGACAACAGUUCCACUUCCUCGGGAGUAUUGGCGUUACAGUGUCCAAGUCUUGAGUCAAUUUUACAAAAAAUGGGAAUCAGACACGCAGCCGGCUGGUUUUCACCACACAUGUCUACUUUUAUGGAAUUAGAAGCGGCACGUGGAGGAAAAGAAGCAUUGCUUUUAGCGCUUCACGAAGCCAGGAAAGAAACAUUCAAUUUAAUGAAGAACUUAUCUCAUCAAUCAAAAAUAAAUGAAGAUCUUCAAAAAAAAGUUAACGAAUUAGAGUCUCAGAGUGUACAAAAUUUUGAUCUCGAAGAUAACUUGUUCGAAUUUGGUUCAUGGGUAACAGAGGAAGAAAUCAAUUCUGUUGACUUUUAUGACAAAGAACAAUUACAAGACAGUGUGCAUAUUAAAAGUCAAUUGAUGUAUGAAAAUACAUUGAAAAAGGUACUAAAACAUUUCCAUGAUCAGUUUAAAGUUCUAUACGACAAAAUGAAUUCACUAGCCAUAGAACAUAUAGAUAAAAACAAUCAUUGGUUAAUUCAAGAAGAACGGUACAAAGCCGAAAUUGAAAAUUUAAAGAUUCGUUUACAGCAAAAUGAAGAUGAAGACUUUAGUAAUGCAUCACCUGGUCUUUUACCUACAUCGAAUACUUCUAUGCUUGAAAGAAGAUGUUCAUAUUUAGAAGAUUCUUACAAAGACAUUAGGAACAUAAACGAAAACUUAAGAAAUGAAAAUAUAGAAUGUAAAAGAGAAAAAACGUUAGUGGUCUCAGAAAACGAAAUUAAAACGCAGAAGCUAUUGCUACUUAUUUGUGACAUUACUGAUAAGCUGCGUUCUUCAAUAGCCCUUGACUUGUUUUGGGACCAAAACAGACUUCUCAACGAAGUAACAUUAAAAUAUAGAAAAAUUGCUGAAAAUACUUUUAAAGAUAAAAAUAAAACCAUGGACAUGUUAAAGUGUCUUGAAGAAAGUAAAUCGGAAAUUAUUAAUUACGUUCAAAAACAACUGUGUGAAAAUGUAGGCGAUGCCGAUAGACGUCAAAUACUUAAUGAAGUGGAACAAUUAGCAAUAGAAAAACAAUUGCGACAAUCAAUAACAGAAUUAGAAAAGAGAGAAAAAGAAAUCAAUUUGUUGGAAUCCAAAUAUAUGGAACUAAAUCAACUGCAAGCAGGCCUUAUCGAUGAUUCUUUACGCUCGGUAAAUACAGAAGAAAUUAAUUUUAUGAAAUCCCAGAUUUCUAAUCUUUCUGCGGAACGGAAAAUACUCAAAGAACAAUAUCAAUCCACUAAAGAUCAAUUAGAGGUUACAAUAUUGCAGUUGCAAGAAUUCCAACAGCGUCAAAUGUGCAAAGAAAUCGAAGUAAAUAUUCUAAGGCAUCAAAUACUAGAUUUACAAUCAACUGGAAAUAAUAAAGCAGUCGUUGCAAGGCUGAGUAGUGAAUUAUUAGUGACACAUUUACAAGCUUCAGAGUAUAAUAGAAAAAUUCAAGAGUUGACCACAGCUCUGAAUAAGGAAAAGGAAAUGAGAGCAGAUAUCGAAGAUAUUUUGUCUACCAGGCAAAAAGUUUUUGACCUUUAUACACGUAGAUACGACUCAAAAUUCAAACAUAUUCACACGGUAUUGAAUAUUAUGCGGCUCCAAUACCAAGGAAGUUUGCCUUUGACGUCAAUAGAAAAUUUUGUCUCCAAAUUGGAAGAUCUUUCUCGUAAAAAUCAUGCAAUUAAUCAACAACUAACUGAAGUUGACGAGCUGCGGACCAGUUUAGUGACAAAACAUGCUGUAUUCGAUCAAAUACUCGACGUUUCUAAAGAUAAAUGCUUACUUCAAGAAGAUGACUGUCCACACAAAUUAAAAAGUUUUAUUAUGGAUGCAACGCAUGCCCGAGAGAUGGAUAAUAUGAAGAAGAAAAUUAAAAUAUCUGAACAAGUACGUGAAGAACUUUUAAGUCAAUGUACUAACUUAGAAAAGACUUUGGCAUAUAUUAAUCAAGGUUAUGAAAAAUACACCUCCGUUGAGUUGAAGCACAAGCUGAAGGAAGUACAAAAUGAUGAAGCCAUAAAUUUAGAGGAUCUGGUAUCAGACGAAGAGCCAGAUUCCAGAAGUAGUCGAAUAGCUAAAUCUCAAAUACUCAAACCUACAACACAUACCAAAGCAACUGUAACUGAUAUUAAUAACGAACACCUUCAAGAAAAUUUAUUUGGUUCCCCGGCGAAGAAAUUACCAGUGACACAACUCAAGCCAAAGGUAGCCAAUGUUUUUGUACAAACAGACCAGUUGACACUAUGCAAAAGUGAAAAAAACAUUCAAACCGAAGAAGACGCUCUCAUUAUUGACAUGAAAUAUUCUAUUGAAAGUGCUAGAAAUGAUAUAAAAAUUAAAAUGCGAGAACUUGAUGAAGCUCUCUUGGUAGCUAAGAAACGUACGGAAGAAAUGUUGAUAAUGGAAUCAGAAAAAAUAGAUAUACAAUCGAAAAUAAAAAAUCUUCAUCAUACAAUUAAGGAAAAGGAUAAUUUGAAUAAUCAGUUACAAAAAACUUUGUCUGAAUUAAGAAAACAAGUAGAAGUUUCUCAGAAUUUACAAAUUGAAGAAAUAGAUAAGAUUAAGCACUUAGAAAAUGAAGAGACUAAAAAACUGUUAUCGGCCUUGAAAGAAUUAGAAAACGACAAAAAUAAAAUAAUUGAGGAAUACAAACAGCUACUGUAUAACGAAAGAGAAGAAUACACAAAAGCUAUGAAGGAAUUGCAAGUGAAAUUAUUUGAAUUACAAACCAAGCUAGACAGAAAAGGAAGCGACUCCGGCGCCUCGAACACUGAAACCCUGAAAGAAUUCGUCAAUAAAUAUACUAUGAAAAUUGCGCUAUUAGAAGAUGAGUGCUUUAGACUAAAAAGGGAACUUGAAGAAUGCAAAGCUGAUAAGACAAUAUACCAAAAUGAGAUUGAGCGCUGGAAAGAUUUGGCUUCCGAGAGACUGAUAAAAAUGGAACAGCUGAACUCUCAACUCGAAGAAAGACAUUCUCAAGAGGUAGAGUCAUAUAAAGCUGAAAAUCAACAUUGGCUAUCGCAAUUAAACGAUACACAAAAGGAGCAUAAUGAACUCCGAUCUCGUCUAACGGAGCAAAAGGCUUUAUACCUAAAACAGUUGGCGGAUAAAGAUGCACACAUUGAAAACUUACGUACCGUCGUCCACGGCUUAAAGACGCAGAUUAUGAACAUGCAAACCAUGCUGGCAGUCAACGAUCCAAGUUUCGAUUUAUCUGCUAUUGUGGAAAUUGAAGAAACUAGUGAUGUUAUGUCUCAAACGGGUUCGGAUCGAUUGGAAAUCAAAUUUGAUUCAACAACAGAUAUACAUGAAGAAAUGGUUAAAAUACCCGGUUCUUCGACUACUAUUUGGCAGGAAACAAUUAUUGAACGCUUACGUCGCGAGAAGCAACUUGCAGGGAAACAGAAUGCUAUAUUGCGUCGCCAAAUUAAAGCCCUUGCUGCUAGGGAAAGACGGGCACGCCUUGAUGCCCAAAAUUUGAAAAAUCAAGUUUUCAGAAUUAGCACAUCUGGUAAUAAAGUUGCAACGGCAGAAACCGCAGCACUACACAACAAGAUAGGUUCGCUACAAGCGCAGUUGACAAGCGCUAGGCGCGACACUCAAACCAACGUUGCUUUGUGGGAUAAAUGGAAGAGGGCACAACAAUUAUCGGAACGCUGGCAAGCGAAAUACGAAGAAAAAUGUCAAGAAAUAAAAAAGGUCGAAUCAAAUUUAGCUCUAACUAAGUCUGCUGUUGUGAGACUAGAAAAAGAGAAACGUGUGCUGUUCGCUCGACUAAAUGAAUUAAAAUAUAACACUGAUUUAGCUGUAGAAAAACAAGAAGAAGAACCAUUAGAAAAAAGUCAUAAAAAUAUGGCAGAUAAUUGUACUUCUUAUACGCACGGUGUCUCGAAUGUUCCUUUGUUAUCUACGCAGUCUCUGAUGGAUAGGAUACAGGCUCAGCAAAGAAGGAUUGCCGCUUUAGAGCUUUCUGAAAAAGGCAACGAGCAUCUUGUUUCCGAGUAUGAGAAAGCUUUAGCCGAGAUUACCUCGCUGAAGGGCCAAGUACUAAAACUGGAGUCAACUUUAUUGGAAUCACAAAUAAAAAUUCCACUAAAGACUUGUAAUGAUGAGAAACCCGAACUGGAAUACUGGAAAAGCUACUGCGAAAUGCUAAAAGAAGAGAACGUUCAACUUAAUUUACGGGUUAAUUCGUUGGAGACGAUUCCAACAACUGGUCACCAACACAGAAUUGCUGAUCUUGAACAAACUGUACUAACACUCAGAGGUCUUGUUGGUAAGCUGCAAGCGAAGCAGAAAAGCGCUGGAGCUGUGAAACGUACAGAGUCGCGACCAAGUAGCGGGAAAAGUGCUUCAGAAAAGAAUCGUACUCAACUAGAAUCAUAUCGCGUUGAAAUCGCAAACCUAAAACGCAGUAUACAAGACAAGGAUUUACUGUUGGAGCGAUCUAAAGAAAUGCUCAAAAUAGCCGCUGAGCGUGAAGACGAACUUUUGAGAGAGAACCUGUUAUUACGUCGUCGUAUUGAUGACCUUAUUGCUCCGAAAGAAGGAUUCUUAUCAGCCUAAAUGUAACUAUCUUAAAAUUUAAUCCUAAAUGUAAUUUAUCUUUCAUUGAUGAUGAUAACAACUGCUGAAAUUGGUGCCUGAGUCCUAUCUAACCCUUUAGAUUUACUAUUGAAAAGUUUAGCAUUGUAUUAAUCUACCUAUGUUAAGUGACCUACUUACUAUGUCAAUCAAUAUACCCCGAAAUAUGUACCUACUUAAUAUCUAUAAUUUAAUAUUUUGUAAUUGCAUAUCUACUUUUUUUUAAAGAUUUUACGCGGCCAGACAUAGACAAACACGAGCCGCGAGAGUACCUUUGCCACUAAAUAAUCUGAUUUUUAAAGUAUAGCGGCUUAGCCUUUGUGUGUUGCCUGUUGGCAAGCAAAAUAUAGCAACAUUAAAGUAUUCACUAUCUGGUAACUUUUUUUAGAUAAAAUUCGGUGUUCUUUUCCAAAACUUAGGUAAUGACAUGAUGAUUUCUUUUUCUCGACAUUCCGAGAUUCAUACAAAUCGUAGAAAAUAAUUGCUUGAAUAAUUAAUUAAACUUGUUUUGCGACCUAAAGAGAGAAAGCUAAUGUGCAUUACGUUUGCGAUCGAAGCGUUACAUACUAAUUCAUUUUUUGUUUUUGUGUUACUAUCAUCACUCUCAGAUAUGUUUCACUUGCAAAAUGUUUAAAAAUAUUUGUGAUUAGAAUGUAAAUGAGUUCACAGUAUUUUUUUUGUUUAACAAAAACUUUGAGUUUUAUAGACAGAUAUUUUUUUAUGAUUCUAUGAUCUAGUGAUAAUAAGUAGAGAAAACGACCAUUGAUUAUAACAAUACAAACUUUGCAAAUUACGUUUCGUAUAGAUUUUUCCAUAAGAUCGUCAAUACAUAACGAGGUCAAUGUCCUGUUUGUGUAACGUUUGAUUUUACGACAAAGUAGGUUAUUGACUUUCACAUAAAAUAGAAAUAGUCAGUUUUAAAUGAUUGUGAAUUUAAGAAAAUGUUUUGACUUAAUUCGCGAACUCGUUUAUUCAUAUACGGGCCUUAUAACUUGUUUGUUUGAAGUAUUAUAUAAUAGUUUAAAUAUUAAGUGCAUAUUUUAAUGUAACUUGUAUUUUAAAAUAGGUACCAAAAAAAAAAAUUACUUAUAUUAUAGUCUAUUAUAAAUUGAAUGGAUCGCGUACUGUGUGUGAAAUAACGUUUAACGGCCGUUUUCAAUAACGUAUCUGAGUUUACGGAUAGAUAGCUAUCGCCGAAUAUCAGCAAGAGCGUAUAUAUCCUUAUUUUGCGUUUCACAAUCACGGAUAAGUGCUAUCUCUCUUUAACCAACAGUAGAUAGCUUCUUCCCUCCGACCUAUCCGAACCUCUUGAUACGUUUCGUUCUACUACAAAUACGAAACAACAUCAGGAUCAAGACUUAUUUUAUUUUAUUCUAAAUUAUAACUAUAAUUCAACCAACAUAUCGUAGACUAUCAUAAACACAUUUGUUUAUAACAAAAAGUAGUAAAAAAAUAUGUAGAUUUUUUUAAAUUGGACGUUUUGCUAUUUUUAUCCUAGUCGAAAUUAUGAAACGAAACGUUUUGACAGUCCGUUUGCCAUUAUGCGGUGAUCAGUUUCUUUUGUUUGUUUUUCUCUUGUUUACCUACUAUAUUAGAUGAUGACUUGCAUCCAAAACGCUUUAAAACUUUCGUUUAUAAUUCUAAGUGUGUUUAUAGUUAAAGAGCUACAGUGAAAUAAAAUGAAUUCUUCAAGAAAGGCAGCACCCAUGACAAAACAUGAGACGAUGAUUCUAGCAGAACUUGUGGCGGCGAAAAAACACAUCAAUAAUAAGGCAACAAAUGCCACAAACAAUAAAUUGAAGCAGCAGGCUUGGCAAACCCUCGUAAAUGAUAUUAAUUCGUCGAUUCGUCGUUUCCCAUGAACUCCAUUGCAGCUUCGACUAAAAUGGGAAAACUUAAAGAACGCUACGGCAACAUAAGAAACAACCUUAGUAAGGCUGGAGGUGGUAAGGAUUGCAGAUGACAUUUUGGAUAAAGCAUGCACAUUGUUGUAGGUCACAUGUAUUUUUAACACUUUUACAGCCAAGCGGAAACAAGAUGGAAGAAAAGAAAUGCAAUGCAUUAGCAGAAUAUCUAAUAGCAAAAAAGAGACUUGACUUGGAAAAUGAAGAAAAGGAGAUUGUUGUAGCAAAACUUAAGUUAGAUUUAGAUAAUGCUAGAUUAAAAAAUUAAAAAUUACUUAAAAGGAUUUCAUAAAUUAAGUAGGCAAUAAUAAUUUUAUGUUAGAUAGUUUUUUAAGUAUAUGUACAAAUUCUAAAUUAAAUAUCUUGCAUGUACUAACCACUAUGUAAUUAUCAUUUUGGAAAAUAAAAAAUAGUCAAAUUAUCAUUGGAGUUUAUUUUAUAAAUUAUCUUUGGAAGCAAUUAUUUAUAAGUAGUUGUAUUUCAGAUGUACGUUCUGGAAAAUUGUUACGAACAAUUAUAUUAUUUUCCUGUAAUGUAUCUGCGACUGAAAUUUCUGAUUCUAAUUCUAAAUUCAUACUCCUGACGAUAUUAUGCAGCAUGGCAGCUAUAAUAACGGCUUGCAUAUUUUCUAGUUUUAAUCUACUUUUCAAUGAUAAUACAGGGAGUCUUCUUUUACAAACACCAAUGCAUCUGAAAAUUAUACAUUAUUUGCUUACUUUAUUUUACAAUACAGAAUAACAAACUCUUAACUAAAAAAAAGAUUACCUCUCUAUAGUAUCUCUUGUUUUAAUAUGUGAUUCAUUUUAAAUCGUUCCGAUUGAGUAUGUGGGUUAAUUAAUCAUGUUAAAAGAUAGGGUUGUGGGGAUAACCUCUAUCGGCAAGCAAAUAACAAUUUCCAAGUCCACCUUGUUAUCAAUGUUCUCUUGAUAUGUAGAUAAUUUAUUAUAGUAGUGUCAUAUUAACAUAAUCAUAAAUUCAUAUAAACACCUAAAUAAGAAAUACCUUUUCAAUCGGAAUUGUUAAUUAUAGUUGCAUCAUGAGUAGACCCAGGCCACCAAGCAACAACAUUUUGAAACAUCAAUGAUGCAUUGCACACAAAUUGCACAUUCAAAAUACUCUUUUUCUAUUUCUAAAUUCCUCUCCUAUAUUUGAAUCUGUAACACAAAUAUAAAAUGUAAAGGUAUCAGUGUGUAUAUAAUAAGAAUGAAGGUAAAUAACCUACCAGGUUAUUGUAUUAGUAUAUGAAUGUAAUUUAAGGCACCAUGGGAAUCCAGCAGUAUUAUAAAAUUCCUGUUGAGUGUGAUUUUGUAACACAACCAAAAUUGGGUAUAAUUUUGCUAUUGCUAUAAACAAAAAGUUGUAAUAACGAGUACUUUUAUGGUUAAAAUUUAUCUUACCUUUUUGACGUUACACUCAAAUAUGGUCUCAUUAAAUUAGUCAAUUCAUUCACAACACCUUUGCUCGGAAAUCUAUAGUCAAAUUCGUAAUUAUUGAUCUUAGCCAUGUAAUUCAGACGAUCUUUAUUUUCCUAACCAUAUGAUAUCGGCCUCACUAUCACUAUCUGCAUCACAAUCCAUUAUCAUUUGAAAUAAUUCCAUAUCACUAUCAUCACUUCUACAAUAUGCCAUUAUAAAGAGAAACAUUUAUUAAAUUAUAGCGAUUUACUUUCGAAAGAUAAACAUGUAACCGGCCGAUUUUGACAGAUAAGUGAAUGCCCUUCCUAGAGAUAGCGUCGCCUACCGGAGAGUUACUUAAAACUAAUAUUGAAACGGAAGUAAGCACGAUUUGUAUGAGCGUUCUAUCUUUAGUAGGCUAUCCGUCCUCCCGACGAUGUAUAGAUAAAUCCUGCUGUCUGUCGAUAGGUUAUUGGAACGUAAGUAAGGACAAAAGAAUAGAUUUGUCUAUCUUUAGUAACCGAAACUAAGGAUAGAUAGGUUAUUGAAAACGGCCGUUAAAGUACAACAUGUUACGGGUGUGUAUUUUUAUCAUUCCUUAAUACGUCGCAGUAAAAUAUAAUACAAAAUACACGCAUGAUCAGAAUACCUGAUUUAAACAGCUUUUUUGCGUAAUCGAAUGCAUUAAGGAAAUACAUAGUUAUAUACAAUAGUUUGUAAGAUGGUAAAUAAAAUAAAUCGAAAUAUU